AUGGAUCUUCUUGAGCAAGACGCGGCGAUUCUCACGCUUGUCCCGUCCCUAGCACCGGGUCUCGUAUCACGCCGCCCCUACGUCGACUCUUUGUAUACUUUUUUAGAUACAUUGAACGAUGCGCGCCCGGAACUUGUUAGUGCAAUCCGGCUGCUGGUGGAAAAAGCAGUAGCGGCCGGCCAAUGCAAGAAUGUUUCGACGGUCCACGUGGAUCUGGAUAAGACUGUUUUGCUUACGUAUGCCUUUGGGGAUCUCUAUUCCGCGGCGUUGGCGCUUGCAGACGGUGGAAUCGAGGCGCUUGUCGCGGGCGGCGAACACCACAGUGCGCCUGAAGCGGUGCAAAAGUACAUGCGCGGACAAACGCCGCCGGUACCUGUGUUCAUGCGCGUGGACUUGGCUCCGCGCCAAACACUGGAGCAGCAAGCGGCGCCCGUCCACGGUCUUCUUCGGGCGCGCGCAAUGCUCGAGGUGCUCGGGCUUCGCUUAGACUUGGACACUUUGGAGGUGCAUGCGGACAGUGAAAUGCAGACGGAUGCUAGAGAUGAUCCGCCAGCUGCGGAAACUGGACACGGGAUGCAUCUUGGUCCACAAGUUCCAAAAGGAAAACAUGUGCCACAAGUCCCAAAAAAAUUGGAGACUUGCCCAGAGCCUUUGCAGACACCUACGGUAUUGGCAGAUUUGCACGCCUGGUUCUGUCUGUGCGAGCCAUUUUCGCGCGCAUGUGUGGGCCACUUUCGCUCGGGAACCCAAGUCGCUGCGCAAACUCUGGGCUUGCUCGCCCGGUUUUUCCAAGGCUCGCGCUGCAAUCACGCCACGCCGCUCCCCGUGUGCAUGCACUUGCUUGCUCUAGUGCUACUGGCAUACAAUCCCGCGCUCCCAGUACGCGUGCGUCGCAUCACGCGAGCACGCGAGAUAUGA
This is a messenger RNA of Clavispora lusitaniae ATCC 42720, 918 nucleotides long. RefSeq lists its product as uncharacterized. NCBI's taxonomy places the organism in Eukaryota, Fungi, Ascomycota, Pichiomycetes, Serinales, Metschnikowiaceae. The record is from RefSeq and is a predicted model, not a curated record.